AGGCGGCCGCCUCUGUGAUAUCAUGGAACGAUAGGCGGAGUCUCCCUUUGUUGCGGUCCUCUCAGACUCCGCGUUGGGCUUGUGGGCGGGGCCGAGAAAACUCCCUGGGAGUAUCUUUUGGGGAGUUGGGGCCCCAUGUGAGAAGCUAGAAAGGGGAAGCUGUGGAAAUUCCUCGUAGACCCGGGCGAACCGUGACCGUGACUCCAGUCAAAAAGCUCUCCAAAUCCCGGGACCGACCUCACCCUCGCCCCCAAACAAAAUCCUUAAUUUUAGUCGUGGGAAAAUAGCAGAGUGGAACGACGUGGCCUGCUCAUCCUGCCUAAAAGCCGUCAGCCUGGAUUCGGCUCUUCAGCGGGUCCUUGUAUUUGAGAACACAGCAUUCAAGUUCAAGGUCGGGCAGCGGCUGUUUAGGGCUCAUCGGGUCUCCGGACUCCUCGGUUUCCUAACCGAGAAGUGUGCGCCCUGCAAAUUAAGGGUCUUAGUCUCGGAGAAGGGCAUCUUUCCACUUAGCGUGAAAGUGUGGGGUAAAAGGACCCUUCCCGGGGUUCGGCGCGGCCUGAGCGCUCCGGUCUCAAUGGGUCCGCAACUUCCCUUCCUGGUGGCGGCGCUGGCCAGCUGCCUGCUUCCUGCCCGGGCCUGUCUCAUGUGUUCCACAAAGGUCGUGGAGGCGCUAGACUCCUUGGAGAAGGACUACCUGCCUGACCACUUGCCGGCCAAGAGCCACGGAAGCUUUAUGAAAAGGGUGAAAGACGCCGUGCUGGAUUUCAAGAACCUGCCAAUUCACGAGGAUUCCUAUAUGGGGGUUCUUGAUGAGCCCACACUGGAAAACGCAUCCUGGAGUUUUCUGAAGGAUUUGAAACGUAUCACAGACAGUAAUGUAGAAGGUGAGCUUUUCGUGAAGGAGAUGUUUUGGAUGUUGAGCCUGCAGAAGGAUACCUUUGCCCGCUUUGCAGCUCAGUUCCAAAAAGAGGUUUUUUGUCCCAACCAAUGUGGUGUGAUGUUGCAGAGUCUGGUCUGGUGCAAUUCCUGCCAGAGGCAGGUUCACGCCUGUCGAAAGCACCCUAAUUGCGGGGAGCGCCUAGUACUCGUCCACGAGAAGGAAGAUAUGAUCCUGAACUGUGAGCUCAGCUGGCAUCGACUCUCUCAAGGCCUGACCGAUUACAGCUUUUACAGGGUUUGGGGGCAAAAUUCUGAGACCUUGCUGUCCGAGGGGAAAGAUCCCAUCCUGACCAAGACCGCGGUGACCGCGGAUGACGCAGGCGUCUACCGCUGCAGUUUGGGCACUGUCCAGUCCAUCCCAGCCACGGUCCUCCGCUUUCGAGUCACAGUGUUGCCCGAAAGGAUCCGUGAAGAGCUACCGUCAGGCCAGGCUGGGGAGGCCGCAGGUCCGGGGGAUUCGAUUAGCCUCCAGAGGCCCCCAGCCGGCCAGCCUACAUCGACACAGUGUCCGAAGUCCGAGAACAUGCUGAGAGGCCGUCUGAUCGGACUGCUGAUCUGGGGCUUUGUGGUGCUGAUAAUCGGCUUUGCGACCGCGUGAGCCGCCCACUGAAGAAGGAUACUUUGCUUUCGGCCUGAGAGGGUGAUCAGUUGCAUCAAGGACUGUUUGGGCACCAUGAAGGAGUCUGCCACGCCACCACAGGUUUCAAAGGAAAAAGUCACAUCAUCAAGGCACAAAUAAAGAUUUGUCUGAUUGUCUCGA
Mustela lutreola (European mink) is the source of this 1699-nucleotide messenger RNA. It is a transcript of the gene IZUMO1, whose product is annotated as izumo sperm-oocyte fusion 1. The record is from RefSeq and is a predicted model, not a curated record. Gene Ontology annotation, biological process: heterotypic cell-cell adhesion; sperm-egg recognition; fusion of sperm to egg plasma membrane involved in single fertilization. Gene Ontology annotation, cellular component: plasma membrane; acrosomal membrane. Lineage: Eukaryota; Metazoa; Chordata; Mammalia; Carnivora; Mustelidae. Gene Ontology annotation, molecular function: signaling receptor binding; protein binding involved in heterotypic cell-cell adhesion. The coding region runs from base 575 to 1537 and encodes 320 amino acids. The transcript is spliced from 9 exons.